Messenger RNA from Gaeumannomyces tritici R3-111a-1, 1383 nucleotides. RefSeq lists its product as hypothetical. Lineage: Eukaryota; Fungi; Ascomycota; Sordariomycetes; Magnaporthales; Magnaporthaceae. The coding region runs from base 931 to 1317 and encodes 128 amino acids. The record is from RefSeq and is a predicted model, not a curated record. The transcript is spliced from 2 exons.
UUCGAAUGCAAGCCGUCGUCCGUCGUCCCUGACUUUCAUCACAGCUCCCUCAUCAUUAUUGGAUGACAGGAUUGAAGGUUCCGGCAUGGUUCAGCGGGCACACACUCUUCGUUGCUUUCUUCCAGCAUGAUGCGGCAAAGUCAAGCCUAGGUAUUACGAAUCAGGCACACGCUCGGCUUGCUUGUGAAUUAAUAAAUCCUCUACACCAACCGUGUCCGGGCCACGGAGGAUCAACGCUCGCGGCCUUGAGUCCUUGGUCGUCCUCGGCCCGGGCAAGGCGAUAGUCAUCGCUUGCUGCAAAAACGCAAUAUUCUUUGUUUCUGACCGCUUUGACUCUAUUAAUAUGAAGCUUUUCACCAAACCCUUUUCCGUCUGGCGCGGGUUUGUUGUGCCCGCAAUGCUUAUGACAGGCCAAGCCUUUCCACCCCCAGCACUGCCCCGUUACGGGCACAGUCUGAUUCCAUCUGACGAAACGCCAGAACUUACGCCGGGCCUUGCCAAUGCCCGCACUGGUCCUCGGCCUCCUCCCCAAGCGCCGACAAGAUGCUACAAGAUCCUCGCCAUGGAGCCGCUGUGGGGAGGCAAUCCCCGCGGUUUUUUCUUCUUCGGCCGUUGCUUGAGUUUCACCUCCUGCUCCCAUCUCCGUCGGAAGCUUCGCUGAUUCUUCCCACUGCAGAUCAACCCACGAAAACAGUCCCGAAAAGGCAGCAUCUCAGUCUCCGACCGCCUACACGGCCCGAACCAGAGCCGGAUCCGGUAGGAGCACUAUCAGUGCGUGCCUGGAUUAACAAAACAGAUAACAUCGAUCCUCACUUCUCCAGCGACUCCAAAAAAUACAGGAACUAUUGACCACGCGACAAACAGUGCUCUCAGUCUCUCGCUCCCACCGGCAUAUUAACAUCCCGAAAAGAUACUUAUUAUCUGCAAAAUAUGCUUUAUAUACUUACAGUAGCGACAGCUUUCUGCCUUCUCCUCCCAGCGCUGUCGAUCGCCGCCCCGAUACCAAGAGAAGUCCAGGUCCCCGCUGAGCUUUACGAUAUGAUACACGGGCUCUCGGCACGGGACGAGGUCAAACGCAUCUCCUCAGGCGAAUGCAAAGAGCAAAGAAAGGGCGGGUUCGAGUUUUGUGCCGAGGGUCGGAAUCUCUGCGAAUCUAGGGACGACAAGAACAACCUCAAGUGGGAGUUCGUGGAGGGCUCGAGCAUAAGCUGCCCGUCCUCUGGCUGGACUAGAAACCCCUCGAUAGUCAGCAUCAAGAUCACCAGGUCAACGCCGGAGGCGGACCCGGACACUGCUCCGCCGCCAGAUGCUGUCUAAGCACCGGCAGGAGUGACCACCUAUGCUUUUAUCCGACGAGCGCAGAAAAUAAAACAUCUUUUCGCC